UGGAUAAGCCUCUGCUCACUCUCUCCUGCAAAUAUUUACACAACACUCAGCGUGUACGUAGUGACUGAAGCCUGACGGGGCGGGAGGCAAGGAGAAACCCCAGAAGAAAUGCUGGCAGCAAACCCUACUUCUAACUUCCACCUCCCUCCAUGGCGAUUCCGCUCUACCUUAGAUUCCACCCACUUCAAAAUUUCAUCUCAUUUCUCUUCAUUCAAUAGGGGAAGAAUUUUUAACAUUCUUCCACCCAAUGCCGUUGCUCGGAGGAGGAGGGGACUUAGGAGCAGCAGAAGGUGCAGAAACUUGUGCGGCCACUUGUCAACCAGAGCUUCUUUACCUGCAGAGCCCGUCCUUCAAUGUGAAGAGGCUCCUCGGCAGCCCUUUGCUCCUCACUCCAUCAGAAUUCCUGUUGGCGAUCGCCAUAUAUUAGUUGAGACAGGUCAUAUCGGGAGACAAGCAAGUGGUGCUGUAACUGUUACGGAUGGAGAGACUAUUGUCUACACGACUGUUUGUCUUGAUGAUGUUCCUAGUGAGCCUUCUGAUUUCUUUCCCCUCUCUGUAAAUUAUCAAGAGCGAUUCUCUGCAGCUGGUCGAACGAGUGGUGGAUUUUUCAAGCGAGAAGGAAAGACAAAGGAUCAUGAGGUUCUUAUUUGUAGAUUAAUCGAUAGGCCUCUACGCCCAACUAUGCCUAAGGGAUUUUAUCAUGAAACACAGAUAUUAUCUUGGGUAUUAAGUUAUGAUGGCUUACACACCCCAGAUGCUUUAGCAGUCACAGCUGCCGGGAUUGCAGUAGCUCUUUCAGAAGUGCCAAAUUCUGAAGUUAUAGCCGGUGUUCGAAUUGGGCUUAUUGAUGAUAAAUUUGUUGUGAAUCCAACUACAAAGGAGAUGGAAGACUCUAAGCUAGACUUGUUACUUUCCGGGACAGAUAGUGCAAUAUUGAUGAUUGAGGGAUACUGUGACUUUCUUCCUGAGGAGAUGUUACUGCAAGCAGUAGAAGUUGGACAGGAAGCAGUAAGAGUUAUAUGUACAGAGGUGGAAUCCUUAGUGAAAAAGUGCGGGAAGCCAAAAAUGCUUGAAGCAAUUAAAUUGCCCCCUGCAGAGCUGUAUAAGCAUGUUGAGGAAAUUGCAGGUGAUGAGUUAGUUGAAGCAUUACAAAUUAAGAGUAAAAUUCCAAGACGCAAGGCAUUAUCCAGUUUAGAAGCAAAAGUGUUGACCAUACUGACAGAGGAGGGCUUUGUUAGCAAGAAUGAAUUUUCAGUUACAACUGAAACAUUAUUGGAUGUGCUUGAAGAUGAAGAUGAGGAUGAGGAGGUUGUAGUUGAUGGUGAAGUUGAUGAAGGUGAUGUUCAUAUCAAGCCAGUCCCAAAGAAGCCUACUCCUUUGCUAUUCUCUGAGGUGGAUGUGAAGCUUGUUUUCAAGGAAGUUUCCUCCAAGUUUUUGAGAAGACGUAUCGUGGAGGGAGGAAAAAGAAGUGAUGGCAGGAGCCCUGAGGAUUUACGGUCAAUUACUUCACGGUGUGGAUUACUUCCUCGAGCACAUGGAAGUGCUCUUUUCACACGUGGUGAAACCCAGUCAUUAGCUGUGGUUACACUUGGCGAUAAACAAAUGGCUCAGCGGUUAGACAACCUUAUGGAAGAAGAUGAGUUCAAGAGAUUCUAUUUGCAGUACUCAUUUCCUCCUUCAUGUGUUGGAGAAGUUGGCCGUGCAGGAGCCCCAUCUAGAAGAGAAAUUGGCCAUGGUAUGCUUGCAGAGAGAGCUUUGGAGCCCAUACUGCCUCCUGAAGAUGACUUCCCUUAUACAGUACGCGUAGAGAGUACCAUCACAGAGAGUAAUGGCUCAUCAAGUAUGGCUUCAGUAUGUGGGGGUUGCCUAGCAUUACAAGAUGCCGGUGUUCCAGUGAAGUGCUCAAUUGCUGGAAUUGCUAUGGGUAUGGUCUUGGACACUAAGGAGUUUGGGGGAGAUGGCACUCCUCUUAUACUCUCUGAUAUAACAGGAGGUGAAGAUGCAUCUGGAGAUAUGGAUUUUAAGGUUGCAGGGAAUGAUGAUGGUAUAACUGCAUUCCAGAUGGAUAUAAAGGUGGGAGGAAUUACUUUACCAGUCAUGAGACAAGCUCUCCUGCAAGCAAGAGAAGGUCGAAAGAACAUUCUUGAGGAGAUGUCGAAGUGCCUUCCUCCUCCUUCAAAGAGUCUCUCAAAAUAUGCUCCCAUUAUUCAUGUUAUGAAGGUCAAACCAGAUAAAGUUAACUUGAUUAUUGGUUCGGGUGGGAAAAAAGUGAAGAGUAUCAUUGAAGAAACUGGGGUUGAGUCCAUUGAGACACAAGAUAACGGCGUUGUUAAAAUAACAGCCAAAGAUUUGUCAAGCUUGGAGAAAUCGAAAGCCAUUAUCAGCAACUUGACGAUGGUCCCAACUGUUGGUGACAUUUACAGGAACUGUGAGAUUAAAUCAGUAACUCCAUAUGGUGUUUUUGUUGAAAUUUCACCUGGACGAGAGGGACUAUGCCAUAUUAGUGAGCUAACAGCAAAUUGGUUGGCAAAGCCGGAAGACGCUUUCAAACUUGGAGAUCGCAUUGAUGUCAAACUCACCGAGAUCAACGAGAAAGGGCAACUUCGUCUAAGCCGGCGUGCAUUACUUCCCGAGCCUACAACAGAGAAACAGAGCCCAAAGCCGCGUAGUGGAAGCCCUAAUAAAGAUUCACAGAAAGGUAAACCAAAAAGAACAACAUCAGGUUCGCAGAAUGGUGAAGCUAGCGAUUUCAACAUGCCCGAUGAGAAGAGCCUCGAUGGAAAAAUCUCUGUCCCUACAACAAAUAAUUCCCUAGAAAGCAGUACAAUUGUUGCUGACAAUUUUGUCGAGAGAAUCGUUACUUCAGAGACCGACGCUCCUGAUGAAGCUGGCACAAAGGAGCCUAAGGAAAGGACUAGCAAAGCUGCCGGCAAUAGAAAUGCUGAAAGUGCAGUUGUAAAUGGAGAGGCCAAAAUCGGAUAACAAAGUAUAUAUAAUGUCUGAAAGGAGGAUCCUCGUAACUAUCGAGAGAUGAAGCUUUCUUUUCAUUUCCGAACCAAGCAGCAGCUAUUGUCUUGACAUGUUCACUCAAACCUGUUCGAACGAAAAAAAAAAACCCAUUUUUCUGAAGGUAGAAAAGUCCUGAAUUUAGGAGAAUUCGAAGAUGUUAACUACGCCGAUUGGAAGCCCGGAUGCACUUCGAUCCAAAAUGCAGCAUAUUCAGGUUAGUAUGAAUAGAAGUCCAUGGAUGGAUACACAUGGAUAGGAUGAAUUAACUUAUGGCUUAAUUUCUUGACGAUUGUUUUUUUAUCUUUCAGAAAUUGAUUGAGGUUGUUAUUUAUCAAUUACGUGAUCUGGUAUGGUAUCUAAGUAGUAAUGGUAAUA
This is a messenger RNA of Andrographis paniculata, 3384 nucleotides long. Its product is annotated as probable polyribonucleotide nucleotidyltransferase 1, chloroplastic. The transcript is spliced from 25 exons. Lineage: Eukaryota; Viridiplantae; Streptophyta; Magnoliopsida; Lamiales; Acanthaceae. Gene Ontology annotation, molecular function: 3'-5'-RNA exonuclease activity; polyribonucleotide nucleotidyltransferase activity; RNA binding. Gene Ontology annotation, biological process: mitochondrial RNA 3'-end processing; mitochondrial mRNA catabolic process. The record is from RefSeq and is a predicted model, not a curated record. Gene Ontology annotation, cellular component: mitochondrion; chloroplast stroma; cytosol. The coding region runs from base 109 to 2982 and encodes 957 amino acids.